CCGAAGUUGUGCACUUUUCGAUUUAGGAUGUCGCGGUCGACAUUGCGACGCGGAAUCAAUUGUGCACUAUCCAUCCAUCCAACCAACGACGACGACGACGACGAGCUAUCCAGCACCGCAGCGAAUCCAUCCAUCCAUCCAUCUAUCAGUCCGCUGUACUGUUGAUCUGUCCACAGAGUAACUCCGAAAUCCGUAGAACGCAUAUCUCAAGAUGGUCCAAAAGGCGAAGCAGUUCCAGGACAAGGAGAAGCCAAUCGAAGUCCGAACCAGCAACAUCAUCGCAGCGAAGGCCGUCGCCGAUGCUAUCCGAACGAGUCUGGGUCCCAAGGGGAUGGACAAAAUGAUCCAGACUGGGAAAGCUGGGGAAAGCGUGGUGAUUUCCAACGAUGGAGCGACGAUCAUGAAGCACAUGUCGGUGCUUCACCCCGCGGCGAAGAUGUUGGUCGAUUUGUCGGCAGCACAGGAUGUGGAGGCGGGAGAUGGAACAACAUCUGUCGUAGUUCUGGCUGGAAGCUUUCUGACUGCUGCCGAGGGACUUUUGGACAAGGGAAUACAUCCUACCAUCAUCGCAGAGUCGUUCCAGCGUGCCGCAGCAAAAGUGUGCGAAUAUCUCACCGAGAUGUCCGUGCCAUUGGACUUGAAUGACCGCGAAUCGCUGUUGAAGAGUGCCACAACAUCUUUGAACUCCAAGAUCGUUUCACAAUACUCCAGUCUGCUAUCGCCCAUCGCCGUCGACAGUGUCUUAAGAGUCAUUGACCCUGCGAUCACAGACAAUGUAGACCUUAAGGACAUUCGAUUAGUGCAGAAAGUCGGAGGAACCCUCGAUGAUACGGAGCUGAUCGAUGGUCUGGUGUUAACCCAAAACGUCAUCAAGAGUGCUGGCGGCCCAACUCGCAUGGAGAAGGCGAAAAUUGGGUUGAUUCAGUUCCAGCUCUCCCCACCGAAGCCUGACAUGGAGAAUCAGGUUGUAGUGAACGAUUACCGACAAAUGGACAAGAUUCUCAAGGAAGAGCGUCAAUAUCUCCUGAACAUCUGCAAAAAAAUCAAGAAGACCGGGUGCAAUGUCCUCCUGAUUCAAAAGUCUAUUCUGAGGGAUGCCGUCAACGAGUUGUCGCUUCACUUCCUGGCGAAGCUGAAGAUUCUCGCCAUCAGGGAUAUCGAGAGGGACGAAAUCGAGUUCAUCUGCAAGUCUACGGGAUGCAAACCCAUUGCGGACAUUGACUCGUUUACGGAAGACAAGCUCGGAUAUGCUGAUGUCGUCGAGGAGGUGGAGAGCUCGGGAGCAAAGGUCGUGAAGGCCCUCGGUGUGAAGAACGCAGGAAAGACCGUUUCUAUAUUGAUUCACGGUUCCAACCCAUUGGUUCUGGAGGAGGCGGAGCGUUCUCUGCACGACGCGCUUUGCGUGUUGCGAUGCUUGGUCAAGAAGCGCGCGUUGAUCGCUGGAGGAGGUGCACCCGAGAUUGAGGCGUCCCGGCGGUUGAUGGAGCACGCUAGGACUCUGAAGGGCAUGGAGGCAUAUUGCUUCCAAGCUUUCGCGGAGGCCCUCGAGGUCAUUCCCACCACCUUGGCAGAGAACGCUGGUCUUCACCCCAUCGCGAUUGUGACCGAGCUGCGCAACCGUCACGCCAAGGGGGAGGUGACUGCCGGUAUUAACGUCCGAAAAGGCGCCAUCACCAACAUUUUGGAGGAGAAUGUCGUUCAACCUUUAUUGGUGUCUACCAGCGCUAUCAACCUCGCUGCGGAGACCGUCAAGAUGAUCAUGAAGAUUGAUGACAUUGUCGCUGUACGAUAAACUUAAUACGAGGGAGACCUGCGGGAGAUCCUGAGGCGCGCAGAUCCGCGGGAGUCAGGAGUGACGGAUGCUGGUGAGGGGGAUUCUAUGUAAUGGCAAGGGCUUUGAGCCUUGUCAGCGUCUUGUAAUAUUUUUGUAAAAACCGGUAGCGUUGUAAAUGUGAAUAAACUUGGACGAUGAAAAGAAAGAGAAGCGAGGAGUAGAAUAAGUGCCAUUCGGAUGUCCCUUGGCUGAUCACACUUGGAUGAGAUGGAUAGGAAAACAACGUGACAAGACGACCAGGUUGUCCGAAACCGUCGAAGCGGUAACUAAAACCCGUCGCCAACUUUUCAGGGAAGCCAAAUUUG
Messenger RNA from Fimicolochytrium jonesii, 2139 nucleotides. Its product is annotated as chaperonin Cpn60/TCP-1 family. Gene Ontology annotation, cellular component: chaperonin-containing T-complex. The transcript has 9 exons. NCBI's taxonomy places the organism in Eukaryota, Fungi, Chytridiomycota, Chytridiomycetes, Spizellomycetales, Powellomycetaceae. Bases 212 to 1792 code for a protein of 526 amino acids. Gene Ontology annotation, biological process: protein folding. The record is from RefSeq and is a predicted model, not a curated record. Gene Ontology annotation, molecular function: ATP-dependent protein folding chaperone; ATP hydrolysis activity; ATP binding.